Messenger RNA from Neltuma alba, 1014 nucleotides. RefSeq names its product heme-binding protein 2. Lineage: Eukaryota; Viridiplantae; Streptophyta; Magnoliopsida; Fabales; Fabaceae. Bases 96 to 767 code for a protein of 223 amino acids. The record is from RefSeq and is a predicted model, not a curated record. The transcript has 2 exons.
AAAAAGAAGAUAAAAGAUGAUAAAAUCGGUGAUGAAGAAAAAAUCAGAAGCAGCCGCCAGAGAGGCACACAAUAUUGUAUAAUUAACGUUCAGCCAUGGCCUGGACUCUCGCGAAAUUGAAUCUCUCACUGCUGUUGAGUCUCUUCCUCGCAUCAGCUUCAAGCUUCGCGAAUGUUCCUCCGACGUGCCACCGCAUCGAGUGCCCUUCCUACGAUGUGAUUCAUGUCGGUGACGGCUACGAAAUCCGCCACUAUAAUUCCACUGUCUGGGCCUCUCCUUACCCGUUUCAAGACAUUUCUGUUGUCGAAGCAACCAAAACUGGAUUCUUAAGGUUGUUUGAUUACAUUCAAGGGAAGAAUGACUACAAGCAGAAGAUUGAGAUGACAGCACCUGUGGUCACUGAAGUUGCACCCAAGGAUGGACUCUCCGGCGAGUCCAUAUUUGUGGUAAGCUUCUAUGUGCCAGAGAAGAACCAAGGGAACCCUCCUCCAGCAGAGGGUGUCGUUGUUGGAACGUCAAAGCCCGUGUAUGCAGCAGUAAGGCAGUUCAGUGGGUUUGUAAGAGAUUCAAAUGUUGACGAGGAAGUUGCUGCAUUGAAGGCCAGUAUUGCAGGCACUGAGUGGUCUUCUGCCAUUAAAAAGAGCCAUAGAGGCGGACAUGGUUCUGGUUAUUGUGUUGCUCAGUACAAUGCCCCUUUUGAGUUUGACGAUAGGGUGAAUGAGAUAUGGUUCUUGUUUGAUAUGGAGAACGGAAGGCACUCUAACUAAGUUAAUGAAGGAGAAAGCAAAUAUCAAUGUGCCUUUUCUUGAAAUUUAAGAACAACAACAACUACAGUAGGAUAAGACUUAUUGUUAAGAAUUGUGGUUUGUAGAAUCCUAUGAUGUGUUGUGAGGCUUUCUUAUGUGUCACUCUCAAAGUAUCAUAUUGUGUGGGUACUCCUCAUUGUAUAAUGUAAAGGAAGCCCUUCUAGUUUUUAUAUAUCAUAUAAUAUAAAAAGUCAUUUUGCUUAUGAGC